Messenger RNA from Drosophila takahashii, 1728 nucleotides. RefSeq names its product polyubiquitin-C. Gene Ontology annotation, biological process: protein ubiquitination; modification-dependent protein catabolic process. NCBI's taxonomy places the organism in Eukaryota, Metazoa, Arthropoda, Insecta, Diptera, Drosophilidae. The record is from RefSeq and is a predicted model, not a curated record. Gene Ontology annotation, molecular function: RNA binding; protein tag activity; ubiquitin protein ligase binding. Gene Ontology annotation, cellular component: nucleus; cytoplasm.
CGCGCGGCCGUCAAUCGGAGCAUUAGCUGUGAAAAAAUAGUAGAGAGCGGACGUGAAAAAAGGAAAGCGAAAAAGCAAGUUUUUGAACAUCAAAAAGUAUUAUUCAAAAAGUGCAGAACCCAAAAAGUUUCGAGAGAUAAAUUGAGUUUUUAUUGUGCGGCAAAUUAAAAAAUAAGCCAAAAUGCAAAUUUUUGUGAAGACUUUGACUGGCAAGACCAUCACUUUGGAGGUUGAGCCUUCCGAUACCAUUGAGAAUGUCAAGGCCAAGAUCCAGGACAAGGAGGGCAUCCCUCCAGAUCAGCAGCGUCUGAUCUUCGCUGGAAAGCAGCUGGAAGAUGGACGCACCUUGUCGGACUACAACAUCCAGAAGGAGUCCACCCUUCACUUGGUUCUCCGUCUCCGAGGAGGCAUGCAGAUCUUCGUGAAGACUUUGACUGGCAAGACCAUCACUUUGGAGGUAGAACCCUCCGAUACCAUUGAGAACGUGAAGGCCAAGAUCCAGGACAAGGAGGGAAUCCCUCCAGAUCAGCAGCGUCUGAUCUUCGCUGGAAAGCAGCUGGAGGACGGACGCACUCUAUCCGACUACAACAUCCAGAAGGAGUCUACUUUGCAUUUGGUGCUCCGUCUGCGUGGAGGCAUGCAGAUCUUCGUCAAGACUCUUACUGGCAAGACCAUCACUUUGGAGGUUGAGCCUUCCGAUACCAUUGAGAACGUGAAGGCCAAGAUCCAGGACAAGGAGGGUAUCCCCCCAGAUCAGCAGCGAUUGAUCUUCGCUGGCAAGCAGCUGGAAGACGGACGCACCUUGUCCGAUUACAACAUCCAGAAGGAGUCCACCCUUCACUUGGUCCUGCGUCUCCGUGGAGGCAUGCAGAUCUUCGUGAAGACUCUUACCGGAAAGACCAUCACCCUUGAGGUCGAGCCAUCCGAUACCAUUGAGAAUGUCAAGGCCAAGAUCCAAGACAAGGAGGGAAUUCCUCCAGAUCAGCAGCGUUUGAUCUUCGCCGGAAAGCAGCUGGAGGAUGGACGCACCUUGUCCGACUACAACAUCCAGAAGGAGUCUACUUUGCAUUUGGUUCUCCGUCUGCGUGGUGGCAUGCAGAUCUUUGUAAAGACUCUCACUGGCAAGACCAUCACCCUUGAGGUUGAGCCUUCCGAUACCAUCGAGAAUGUUAAGGCUAAGAUCCAGGACAAGGAGGGAAUCCCUCCAGAUCAGCAGCGUUUGAUCUUCGCCGGAAAGCAGCUGGAGGAUGGACGCACCUUGUCCGACUACAACAUCCAGAAGGAGUCUACUUUGCAUUUGGUUCUCCGUCUGCGUGGUGGCAUGCAGAUCUUUGUAAAGACUCUCACUGGCAAGACCAUCACCCUUGAGGUUGAGCCUUCCGAUACCAUCGAGAAUGUUAAGGCUAAGAUCCAGGACAAGGAGGGAAUCCCUCCAGAUCAGCAGCGUUUGAUCUUCGCCGGAAAGCAGCUGGAGGACGGACGCACCUUGUCCGAUUACAACAUCCAGAAGGAGUCUACUUUGCAUUUGGUCCUGCGUCUGCGUGGUGGCGCUCUCUAGAUUUUCUCACUUUUAUAAAAAAUAAUCUCAUCCAUUUGAUCUUGCCACGGCAAAACACAAGUAUUCAUGCUAAAUUUUAGUUAAUCGGCUUUGAAAAAAGGCUUCAAGUAUAAUCACAACAUAUAUUGGUAUUCUAAAAAUAAAAAUUCAAUUUGUGUGUUCAAAAGUAA